Messenger RNA from Heterobilharzia americana, 1389 nucleotides. Lineage: Eukaryota; Metazoa; Platyhelminthes; Trematoda; Strigeidida; Schistosomatidae. The record is from the annotation of a GenBank genome assembly.
AUGACUUUUGAGAACCUUGGUGUAUGUUCUGAAAUUGUAGAGUUACUACGGGAUAAGGGGAUUACUAACCCCACUGAAGUUCAAAGAGGUUGCAUUCCUAUCAUUUUAGAAGGUAAUGAUGUAGUGGCAUGUGCAAAGACUGGUUCUGGAAAAACAGCAGCAUUUCUGAUUCCUAUACUCCAGUCACUUAUGAUAGAGCUGAAACCAUUAUAUGCCCUUAUAAUUACUCCGACAAGAGAGUUGGCUCAUCAAAUAGGGGAGCAAGCAGCGGGAUUGAAUUUAAUCCAAGGUGAACCUCUAUGCAGUGUAUUGGUGAUAACUGGAGGAAGAAGCAUAGUUCAUCAAAGUAUUGAUUUGGCUCGAUCCCCACAUAUAAUUGUUGCUACUCCUGGUCGAUUGGCAGAUCUUUUACGCACCCAGAUAGCUGCUGAAGAAGCUGACGAGACUUGUAAGGCAGAAUGGACAUUAUCCCGAACAAAAGUAGUAGUUCUAGAUGAAGCAGAUCGACUGUUAGAAGAUAAUUUUGGCAAAGAUCUUGGUCUCAUACUAAAAGCGCUCCCCAAACGUCGUCAGACUUUACUUUUCAGUGCUACUUUCAGUGAUGCUGUUAAGUCGUCACUGGAAGCUGCGAAAUCAGCAGCCUAUGCCGAAGACCGACGUCCUCCUAUUUUAUGGCAACCUGAAUGCAUGACUUCAUGUCCAUCUUACGGUGCCACAACUGUUGAAACCUUGAGUCAAUACUAUAUUUUGAUGCGUCCUGAGCACAAAGAAGCAUUUUUGGUUCAUACUGUUGAUCAGUUUCUUACUGAGAAUCCACAUUCACUUAUUAUGAUAUUUACAAAUAAAUGUAAAUGGUGUCACCUUAUCGGUCUUAUGAUGAACAGCUUAGGUAUAAAAACAACUCUCCUCCACUCUGCUAUGACUCAAAAGAACCGCAUAUCUUCGCUAACUCUUUUCCGUUCCAGUCAAAUUCGUGUCUUAAUUGCAACAGACCUGGCAAGUCGUGGACUUGAUUUUCCAACUGUUGAUAUUGUAAUCAAUCAUAAUGUCCCUAUCCGACCAAAAGACUACGUCCAUCGAGUUGGACGAACCGCUCGAGCUGGGAAGGCCGGCAUAGCAUUGACUUUAUGUGACCUUUUUGAAAUAAAACGUUUAAAGGCUAUCCAGACAUUUAUCAAUAAAGAACUAAAAACUUUUGAAGUAAAUGAGAAAAAGGUUGCUCAAAUCAUAGCUGAGGUAUCAAUUGCUCGUCGUGAUGCAGAACGAAAACUGGAUGAGAUUCGAUUUGAUGAAAAACGCGAGAUCAAUAAAGCAAAACAAAUAUUGAAGACCAGAGAAUCAACGAAACUGAGUAAAACUGAAGAUUCGGUGGGUGGACCUUCAUUGUAA